AUGUGUUGUGUUGUGGCUAUUGUUUGUUGUUUUACUGUUAUUGUCUUUGCCGUUGUUGUUAUUAUUGUUGUUGUUGUUAUUGUUAUUGUUAUUGUUGUUGUCGUUGCUGUUGUUGUUGUUGUUGCUGAUGGUGGUGGUGAUCCAGUUGCUGACUGUAGUGAUAAAAGUUGGCGUUGCGUCAUUUGGUCAUUAUCAAUUUUCGAUUAUUGCUCAAAUAGCAAGAAAAUUGCCAAUGAUUUGUGCCCGAAAUCAUGUGGUACUUGUUCUGAUCAAUUGAGAAACAAACCAAAAACACCAAUAACAACAACAAUAAAGCCUGGAAUGAAGUCGAUCAUACCAGGCUUGCCAUCAGAACUACCUAUUAGCACCAAUAUCAAUAUUGCGGAAAUACAGCAUACAACCACCACUACUCCUUCUAAUACUGUUACUAUUAUUAUUACUACUACUACUACUACCACUACUACUACUACUACUACUACUACUACUACUACUACUACUAUUACUACUACCACUACUACUACCAUAUCUACUGGCAUAUCGACAAGCAUUUUUGAAAGUACAAGGGAAGUAUUACACGUUAAAUACAAAGUUGAUCACCAAGUUGGUUGA
Loa loa (African eye worm) is the source of this 609-nucleotide messenger RNA. RefSeq lists its product as hypothetical. The coding region runs from base 1 to 609 and encodes 202 amino acids. Lineage: Eukaryota; Metazoa; Nematoda; Chromadorea; Rhabditida; Onchocercidae. The record is from RefSeq and is a predicted model, not a curated record. The transcript is spliced from 3 exons.